GGUUAUUGGGGUUAGUUGUAACUCCUUAUUGUUUAUAUGGCUCCACUUUGUUAAUUGUAGCCAUAUUCUCAUCAUGGGAUGCAGAUGUCACGUGACCAGAAUGCUCCGUACGGUGAAGGAAAGAUAGCAGUGAAGUCUCUCAGCAAGUUACCGUACUGCAAGGGGUUCAUCACCCUUAAUAGUCACCGAAGUACAUCAAGGUUUGUGGUUGCAUUAAUAGGUCAAAUGACGUCUUGACAAAAAGGUCAUAUGUCAAUCGUGUAGCUGUCUACUGAGCUUGCCCAUAACAUCGCCAACGCGAUGCUAGCCAGAGUGCCAGGAAGUCGCAUCGGCUUUUAUUUUCUAAGUAGCCGUAGCGAAACUUUGGAUUGAUGGACGCUGGAAUGACUAAGGAAAUACACAUUUUAUGAUGACACUUGGUUGCACUUAUUUUCCUUUUGAGGCGACUUGUUUUCUAGCUAGUUGACAUUCCACGCUUGGUUGAUUAUUGUUUACUAACCAGGUAACGGUAGCUAUCUAGAUAACUAACGUAAGCGCGAGAUAUUUACCUAGCCUGCUGGAUUGAAAAAAAAAAAAAUGUAGCUCCUACGUUGCACAACGCUGUCGAUUGGAUACAUUCAUACGUUUUUUUGAGAAACAUUGACAUUUUGAUUUAGCAAAAAAACUUCCUUGACUGAGGGAUGCUAAUGAUACUGUAAUUAUCGCUCAAACUAUUCUGUUACAUUGUGACUGGAGUAGAACGCUAGCCAGUGACGUCAUUUGGCAGGAUCCCAGAGUAUCAUGCACAAAAUUAGCUAUUCAUAAUUUCACCAAAUUGUAAAUCAUUUACUGACGUAGGCAUCAAGGUCGUAUCCGGUUGAAUUUUCCUGACAAGGAUGUAGCCAUAUCUACACAAAUUUUAACGCAACAUGUACAAUGUGCCGUUUUGUCACAAUGCCACAUGUCUCAAGUUUUGCGGUAGCGUGCAAUUGGCAUGCUAACUGCAGGAUUGUCUACCAGAGAAUUGAAUGUUAAUGUGUCUUCCAUAAGCUGCCUCGUUUUCGAGAAUUUGGCAGUUCGUCCAACCGGCUUUACAACCACGAGUAACCACGCCAGCCCAGGAUUUACACAAAUCGGGCUGCUUAACCCGCGGGAUCGUCUGAGACCAGCCACCUGGACAGCUGAUGAAACUGGGUUUGCACAACGGAAGAAUUUAUGCUCAACUCUCAGGGAAGCUUAUCUGCAUGUUCCUCGGCCUAACCAGGGUCUUGACCUGACUGCAGUUAGGCUUUGUAAACGACUUCAGUGGACAAAUGCUCACCUUCUAUGUGUGCUCUUCAAGGAUGAAUCCCGGUUUCAAUUUCACCAGGCAGAUGGUGUCGUGUGGGCAAGCGGUUUGCUGAUGUCAACGUUGUGAGCAGGACCCAAUGGUGGUGUUAUGGUAUGGGUAGGCAUAAGCUACAGACAAUGAACGCAAUUUGAAUGCACAGAGAUACAAUGACGAGAGCCUAAGGCCCAUUGUCGUGCCAUUCAUCCACCACCAUCACCUCUUGUUUCAGCAGGUGACAUGGGGCCAUGCAUUGUCAAGGCCCUGUACUCAAUUCCUGGAAGCUGAAAAUGUCCCAGUUCGUACAUGGCCUGCAUACACACUAGACAUGUCACCCGUUGAGCACGUUUGGGAUGCACUGGAUCGACGUCUACGACAGUGCGUUCCAGUUUCCACCAAUAUCCAGCAAGCUCACACAGCCAUUAAAGAGGAGUGGGACAACAUGACACAAGCCAGAUCAUCUCUGUACAAAGGAAAUGUGUCACGCUGAAUGAGGCAAAUGGUGGUCACCAGAUACUGACUGGUUUUCUGAUCCACACCCCAACUUACAUUUUUAUUUUUAAGGUGUCUGUGACCAACCGAUGCGUAUCUGUAUGCCCAGUCAUGUGAAAUCCAUAGAUUAGGGCCUAAUUAGUUUAUUUAAAGACUGAAUUCCUCAUAUGAACUGUAACUCAGUCAAAUCUUUUAAAUUGUUGCAUGUUGCGUUUUAUAUUUUGGUUCAGUGUAUGACUAAAAAGAGAAGACGUUUUACAAUCAGAGUUCUUUAUCUCUAGUAUGUUAUAGUACAGUGGUUCCGAACCUUUUUUGCUUACUGUACCAUCUACUGAAUUUUGCUCUGCCCGCAGUACCCCCCCCCCCACCCGUGCAUUUUACCAGUAACCCUAUGGUCUUCUGUGCCCCCUGUGAAUAGGCCAACUACCACCAGGGGUCCUAGUACCCAUGGUUGGGAACCACUAUUCUAGUAUAUAUGUCUAACACUGGAGUUAAAUUCUUAGCUAACAAGGAUGUAACCCUGGCACUUGUUGCUACAGCUGGUAUUAUGGCACAAUCAAUACUUUCAAGCACUCACUGCUAAGUAUUUAUUUUUGUUGCUCUCAACUGUCGAUAGGUGAUGAAAGCCACUCAUAAAACAAGCGAAGCCCAGCCAUUUGCCAUGAGCAGUGAGCUGAAUGUGCCCAUGGGCUCCCCAGCCCUGGGGGGCUUUGAGCGGAUGCCGGAGGGUGGAGGGAUGGACUACAGGGACUGGGUGCGCCGCAGUUACCUGGAGCUGGUCACCUCCAACCACCACUCUGUGCAGGCCCUGUCUUGGAGGAAGCUCUACUUGAGCCGGGCCAAACUGAAAGCCUCCAGCCGCACCUCUGCCCUGCUCUCUGGCUUCGCUAUGGUGGCAAUGGUGGAGGUACAGUUGGAGAUCCAGUACAACUACCCGCGAAUGCUCCUCAUUGCCUUUAGCGUGUGUACUACGGUGCUGGUGGCCGUGCACCUGCUCGCCCUGCUCAUCAGCACCUGCAUCCUACCCAACGUGGAGGCAGUCAGCAAUAUCCACAACCUCAACUCAGUCAGCGAGUCACCCCAUGAGCGCAUGCACCACUACAUCGAGCUGGCCUGGGGCUUCUCCACUGCCCUGGGCAUCCUUCUUUUCCUGGCAGAGGUAGUGCUGCUCUGCUGGAUCAAGUUCCUGCCCGUGGACUCUAGUUCCGCCAACCAGGUGGCGGUGGCUGCCGCAGAGCUGGCACUAUCCAAGUUGAACUGUAGCGGCCCCGCCCUGCCACCCAAGCCCACCCCUCUGCCAGGGCACAGUGGCUGGCAGGCAGCCCUGGCCUCCACCAUCAUCAUGGUGCCGGUGGGGGUUAUCUUUGUGGUAUUCACCAUCCACUUCUACCGCUCGCUGGUGAGCCACAAGACAGAGCGCCACCACCAGGAGAUCGAGGAACUGCACAAAAUUAAGGUGCUGCUGGACGGGUGCGAGAGAGGCCUACAGGCAGUGUGAUCUCUAGCUCUUCUCUCUAUGCUCUUCCUGUCCACUGUCAAUGCCUUCUCACAUUGUUGAGAAGCACCAAAAUUCCACUGAAUAAAUUGGAGGAUUAAGGAUUUCCUUAUCCCCUAUUUAUCAAGCACCCUUUCCUAUUCAGCCUCUAGCCUGUUCAUUGUUAAUGUCUUCCUUAAAGUUUUUAGCAGAGAGCCCCAAAACUCCACUUAAUAUGUGGGAAGUUUAAGGAAUUCUCAGCUCUACUAAAUUAUGGAGGUCAAAGUUCAUAGUAUGUUUGUUUGAUUUGGAAAAUAGUAUCUUGUCUCUGUGAGAGAUGUAGGAUCUGAUGUAUUGAUUCUAUUUUAAAAUAUUAUUUUAAGGGCUAUUUUGUUAGUUGUUGAUUUGUGCCAUCUCCACAUUUCAUGAAGGAAGUGGUGUCUACCCUCACAUGUGCUUACCUUGUUCUCACAAGGCUGUUAUUGUUGUCAGGCUGUGAUCAACACUGAGACCAGAGUUGUAAGCAGAUACAGAAGCAGGUGGAAACAAUAGGUCAUUUAUUUUUGAAGGUGUUCAUGCUGCACCAAACAGUGUGUAAUGUACACUGAACAAAAAAUAUAAACACAACAUGCAACAAUUUCAGUUACAAUUCAUAAAAGGAAAUCAGUCAAUUGAAAUAAAUUAAUUAGGCCCAAAUCUAUGGAUUUCACAUGACUGGGAAUACGGAGAUGCAUCUGUUGGUCACAUAUAUGCAUAGAGUUGAUCGGGUUGUUGAUUGUUGCCUGUGUAAUGUUGUCUCACUCUUCAAUGGCUGUGUGAAGUUGCUGGAUAUUGGCGGGAACUGGAACACUUAUACGUCGAUCCAUAGCAUCCCGAACAUGCUCAAUGGGUGACACGUCUGAGUAUGUAGGCCAAGGAAGAGCUGGGACAUUUUCAGCUUCCAGGAAUUGUGCACAGGUCCUUGUGGCAUGGAGCCAUGCAUUAUCAUGCUGAAACAUAAAAAGUGAUGGCGGUGAAUGAAUGGCAAGACAAUGGGCCUCAGGAUCUCUGUGCAUUGAAAUUGCCAUCGAUAAAAUGCAGUUGUGUUUGACGUCAGUAGCUUAUAUCUGCCCAUACCAUAACCCCACCGCCACCAUGGGGCUCUGUUCACUACGUUGACAUAAGCAAAGCGCUUGCCCACAUGAUGCCAUACACUGUCUGCCAUAUGCCCGGUACAGUUGAAACCAGGAUUCAUCCGUGAAGAGCACACUUCUCCAGUGUACCAGUGGCCAAUGGAAGUGAGCAUUUGCUCACUAAAGUCGGUUACGACGCAGAACUGCAGUCAGGUUAAGACCCUGGUGAGGACGACGAACACGCAGAUGAUCUUCCCUGAGACGGUUUCUGACAGUUUGUGCAGAAAUUCUUCGGUUGUGCAGCUGUCCGGGUGGCUGGUCUCAGACGAUCCCGCAGGUGAAGAAGCCAGAUUUGGAGGUCCUGGGCUGGCGUGGUUACACGUGUUCUGCGUUUGUGAGUCUGGUUGAAUGUACUGCCAAAUUCUCUAAAACUACGUUGGAGGCGGCUUAUUGUAGGGAAAUGAACAUUACAUUUUCUGGCAACAGUUCUGGUGGUUCUUGCAGUCAGCAUGCCAAUUGCACGCUCCCUCAACUUGAGACAUCUGUGGAAUUGUGUUGUGUGACAAAACUGCACAUUUUAGAAUGGCCUUUUAUUGUCCCCAGCACAAGGUGCACCUGUGUAAUGACCGUGCUGUUUAAUAUGCUUCUUGACAUGCCACACCUGUCAGGUGGCUGGAUUAAUUUGGCAAAGGAGAAAUGCUUACCAACAGGGAUGUUAACAAAUUUGUGCACGAAAUUUGAGAUUUUUUUUUGUGUUGUAUGGAACAGUUCUGGGAUCUUUAAUUUCAGCUCAUGAGACAUGGGACCAACACUUAACAUGUUGCGUUUAUAUUUUUGUUCAGUCUAUUUGAAAGAAUAUUUGAAGAAUCUUAUUUGGGAUGGGGGGCUCUAUUCUCCAGCAUUUUGGAUUUGAGAUCAAAUGUUUCAUGAGUCUACAGAAUGUCACCUUUUAUUUGAGGGUAUUUUCAUAUCGUUUUUACUGUUUUAGAAAUGAAAGCACGGUAUCUAUUCCCCCCAUUUGAAAAAGUCAAGUAUUUGGACAAAUUCACUUAGUGUAUUAAAAACUUUUGUAUUUGGUCCCAUAUUCCUACACUCAAUGAUACCAUCACACUUGUGGCUACAAACUUGUUGGAUACAUUUGUAGUUUGUUUUAGUUGUGUUUUCGAUUAUGUUUUGCCCAAUAGGAACUAAAUAAUGUAUUUUCAUUUUGGAGUGACCUUUUUUAUUGUAAAUAACAGUAGGUGUUUCUGAACACUUUUACAUUAACGUGGAUGCUACUAUGAUACGGAUCAUAAUGAUGACCAUACAUGUUAGCAUGUUUUGUUGUAGCCUCUGAACGGUAUUUCACUUGUCAUUAUUCACGAUUCUUAAUCAUGGCAUUAUCAGGAUUAAUAUAGAUUUGUUCAAAAACAUCUUACUGUAUCUACUCAUUUAGGAACUGAAUGAUGACUUGAAUUUCUUUCUAUUGGGCAAAACAACCCACAACACACACAAAACGAAUCACAAACUUGAUGUAGUCAUUGUGUGCUAGGAUUAUAGGACCAAAUACUAAACUUCUGACUACUUUAAUACACUAAGUGAAUUUGUCUAAUAUACUUAGGACUUCUUCAAAUGCGGAGACUAGAUACAUCAAGUGCUUUCAUUUAUUUCUAAACAGUAAAAUAUGUAUCAAGAUUCACCUUUUAUUUAAGGGUCAUUCUGUGCUGUCGCCUCACAUUAAACAUUUGAUCUCAAAUCCAAAAUGCUGGAGUAUAGAGCCAAAUUUUAAAUGUUAGCUUCACUGUCCAAAUACAUACGGAGGGGCAUGUAUCGCCGUAGGUGACAGUAAUAGGAGCACACAUGCUGUGUGUGCAGACAUGCUUUGGGGAGAGUGGUCAUUUAAUCUGCAUUAUAAUUCGUAUUUUAAAGAAAGCCCACCCAGGCCUAUAAACUGUACGUCAGUUCUUAGGCUACUCUAUGGUGUCAAAGAUAGUGCAAUCAGCGUUAAGACUUGUAAUCUCAUGAGUUAAGUUAGUUUUAUUUCUUUUUUAUUUAACUGGGCAAGUCAGUUAAGAACAAAUUCUAAUUUACAAUGACGGGCUACCAAAAGGCAAAAGGCCUCCUGCGGGGAUGGGAUAAAAAAAAUAUAUAUAUAUAAAUAGGACAAAACACAUCAUGACGAGACAACACUACAUAAAGAGAGACCUAAGAUAACAACAUUGCAAGGCAGCAACAGAUGACAACACAGCAUUGUAGCAACACAACAU
This is a messenger RNA of Salmo salar (Atlantic salmon), 6630 nucleotides long. RefSeq names its product ORAI calcium release-activated calcium modulator 2 (gene orai2). Gene Ontology annotation, biological process: store-operated calcium entry. Lineage: Eukaryota; Metazoa; Chordata; Actinopteri; Salmoniformes; Salmonidae. Gene Ontology annotation, cellular component: membrane. The record is from RefSeq and is a predicted model, not a curated record. Gene Ontology annotation, molecular function: store-operated calcium channel activity.